AAUUUUAGAAUUUAUGAUUACAGUAUAGCGUACAGCAGUGAAUGAAUGAAUGACAACUCCAAAUUCAGCAUUUUAGGAAAGUAAAAUAAUACAUCACUUUUUUUAAACACAUGAGAGGAUUGGGCUAGAAAAAAGUGUUUUUAUUUACUCAAUCUCUCAUACUUUUUGAAUUUAAAUGCAGUACUGAAAUAAAUGAACUUCUCAAUAAUGUGCAGGGUAAGGUGAACCUGGUCCCCCUUGAUUUUGAAAACUUGAGUCUUGUGAACUGAACUUUUAUUUUCUAGCGUGAGGCUUGAUAUUAAAAGUAAAAUAUUGAAAUUCGGAUGACAUAUUUCAAUGUUUAGGGGUUCCUCAUCGUGAUGGAAAUCUCAACAUUGCAUUAGUCAAAUUGACACAUUAAAGCCUACAUUUCUACUCGCAUCAGUGGACUGCAAGCAAUAAAAUAUCCGUGAUGUCAUAAAAAAAUAGCCAAAAGGAAAGAUUAAAAUGUAUUCGUAAAAUAUUCAUUCAAAUGAACAUCCAUCCUGAAAUGUACCAACAGGAGAAAUUUUGUUCCUCUUUGCCGUUGAAACUAAUUUCGGUGAUUUCAGUACAUCAAAUGGGACGUUAUCUGAGCCAGUCUUCUUCAGUCUUCUGUGAGGAAGUCUAGUCGAUGUUGAUAGAGCGAAUUCGUCUGAAUCAUCCGUUUCGGAUGACUCGUCCGGGUCUUCGACCAGUUCCUUAUUCACUUCUGUCUCAAGCUGUCGUUGCCGUUCUCUCUCAAUGCGCAUCGUGUUUUGUUUGAUGCGCUCCGCGACUUCCUUCUCAAGUAUGAAUCAAAGCCUCCCAUCACGUUCGUCCUGGUCUCCAUCAUGUUUUUCAGGAACAGGCGGUCUUUUUCAUUCGAAAUACGAUAGCUUACAAUUUUUUUUCCGGAAAAUGGCCGCAUUGCUGAGCGACUAUUCUUUACCAAAAUUUACUAAUUUCGAAAAAUUCGAUCUCCACGAGGAACCCCUAAACACGAUUCUAUUUCGUUUAAAUUUCAAACGCAGCUCUGACAUGAUGAACCUCAACUCCAGAAAAAAAGUUUGUUGAUUUUUAAAGAUGUCAGCGGACCAGAUUCACCCUAGUGCAGGGCGAUCUGUCUACACUUCAUCUCAAAUCAAUUCAUAAACACAAACGUUAAACAUGGUGAUCUUCAUUGAUUCAUCUUCAAUACGAUCAAGGCUUUUCUAUUGACUAAUUCUCAUUACAAAAGGAAAGUGCUCAAAGUCGCUACGGUUUUGACGUUUAAAUUCGUAUUCCAUAUAAGAGAACACGUUUUACGGGUCCACCUGAACGCACCAUUCGUCACGACUGAGCUGGUACUCUUCGUUCUGAGCAUGCGCAGUAAAGGGUGGUCAGGGAGUGUCGACCGGGGCGCCUCACCGGAUGGGAAGCAUCACACUUUGACUUUGGAUUUAAACCGCCAGCAUUUUUCAAUAAUAACCGCAGGAGGACGGGAAUACAUUUUUUUUUUUUACAAGAAACGUAAAUGAAGUGCAAGACUGACUUAUAAAUGGGAUUGUCGGACGAGCAGGUCAUUUGUUGGUUGUCUUUUGUUUGAAUGACAUCCGACUGGAACGGGAAUUAGUCAUUCCUUAAACAGACUUUUGUCUGAUCACCAAAUCCUCUUACAUUAAGUCAUCAAGAGCUGGCUGCUUUGUGGACAUCUAGGCGUUUGAAUAGGUUCAUCAUUCAUUUAACUAGUUUUCUACAUGUGCUCCAUCUAAUUGCCCAGUGAAUGGAAAUAUAUUCUACCACAUUGUUUUGGAGCCAUUGUAAAGUCAAGCACAUUUAGUGUGAGAAAUAACUCGUGGCCUUUAUUCUGCUGCUACAGUAGCUCACCUCACUAUGAAUCAUAAUACCUCUAAAUCCGUUGGAGAUCAUUAGUUCCAUAAGCUGGAGAAUGUAACAGAGGGGCCCUCUGUAAUGGAAACGUCUUCAAACCUGCAAGCUGAGCCGACAGCGAACAGUCCAAAGUAUCAGGAUUCUGUCAGUGGGAUGCUGCGGGCCACGAUGGGCUCCGUGGAGGAGAGGGAUGAGGAGCAGGAGGACGAAGGGGAUGAAGAGAUGAGGGACGGAGGGGUGCUUUUCUACGUCAACCGAGGUGGCCUCCCCGUGGACGAGGACACCUGGGAGAGGAUGUGGCGCCAUGUGGCUCGGAUUCACCCCGACGGGGAUGCCUUGGGGAAGGGCAUCCGUGGUGCCCCUGACCUGCCCAAGAUUCCGCUACCAAGUGUGCCUACAUACCAGCCUACCACGGCAAUCCCACUGCGCCUGGAAGCCAUACAGAAAUACAUCAGGGAGUUGCAGUACAAUCACACCGGAACACAGUUUUUUGAAAUCAAGAAAAGCCGGCCUCUUACUGCGUUGAUGGACAUCGCCAAGGAGAUGACGCGUGAAGCCCUGCCAAUCAAAUGCCUGGAAGCGGUGAUCCUUGGAAUUUACCUCACCAAUAGCAUGCCGGCCGUGGAGCGCUUCCCCCUCAGCUUCAAGUCUCAGUUCUCAGGGAACUACUUCCACCAUAUUGUGCUGGGAGUCCACAGCGCCGGACGCUUCGGGGCGCUGGGCAUGAGUCGCCGGGAGGAGCUCAUGUUCAAACCCCUGGAGCACCGCACUCUGAUGGACUUGGUGCAGGACUUCGAAGGUGCCUACAGGGGCUACUGGCACACCCUGCGAAAGAUCAAGAUCGGCCAGUACGUGUCGCACGACCCUCACAGCGUGGAGCAGAUCGAGUGGAAGCACUCCGUCUUGGAUGUAGACGGGCUGAGCAAGGAGGAGCUGCGGAAGGAGCUGGAGAGGCAUACUCGAGACAUGAGGCUCAAGAUAGGAAAGCCUGCGCCUCCUUCUCCCACCAAAGACAGAAGAAAUAGCAUGGGCUCACCGCUCAGAGGACCAGGAAGCCCCAUUCGCAGGAUCAGCCGUGUUGACAGACGUCCAUCCGGAGAGAAGAAGGCUUUGGAACAAAAAGCUUCUGGUGACAUGAGCGUAUAUCAGAUUCGAGUGUGAAGAAUCCUUUUUUAAGUUUCUUGGACAAGCAAGCUGAUGCGACUUCAUUCAAGGUCCACAUCAGCAGUUUUUGAGAUGCAACAUUGAAAAGGGAACCGCCACCCUUCUCAUAUGCAUCCAAACAAAAGCCUCAUUCACCGUCACAUUGUUUGACCAGAUUUUCCUGAGCAUUUUGCGUACAUAUGUGGUGCUGUUGUGUGUAAAGGUUUUUACUAAAUUUAGCCAUACGUACCGUAGGUUACACUAGAAAAAUACAGGUAAAUCAGUAAAUGUGCUACUUGACAUAUCAUAUCAAUGCGUGUCGUCGUACUGUAAGUGUGCUGGUAUGUAUCCAUUUACAGCUGAUGAUGAACUACUGUAUUUUGUGUGGUGGCAACAAACUACCCGUGUGCCUUUUGACCAGAUUCAAGUGAGACUGAAACAUCCCCCCAAAAAAAUCCUAGUGCUCACCUAACAGAAUACAAACCAGUCAUUUAUACUUGACUAAGAAAGUUUUUCAAAUGUCAUGCUCAGAGAACUUUAGACCUUAGUGACGGAUCAUCAUGAAUAUGUGAGUACCAUAAAGACAAGGAUAUCAUUUGUUGAGGAAAUCGAGGACUUUGGAUUUCACAUACUGUGGAUGUGAAGUUAUUUUUUACACCUACUGCAAGUCUAUUUUGCUGAUUUAUGUAAAUGUGCUUUUGUUUGUAGCAACUUAAUUCAAGUUUUCACUUGCCUUAAAAAGAAACCACCUCCACAGAGAUGUCAAGGUAUUAGUUCACAGCACUUUUUAUCUUUGUAUUUUCCAAGAAUUAUUGAAUUCUUCUGUUUUAUACGUCACUGCUUUGCGGCGUGUGUAAAACACUGAUCAUUUCAAACGCAGUUCUCAAUAAUUUACCACAGAUUACUUGUCUCGUGUCUUUUGUUUUAUUGUUCAAGUUUUACCAAAAAUUGGAGAAAUUGGACACUGAUUUGUCUGCUGCACUCAGUGGAAAGCAGGCAACGCCGAUAUGUGAAAUAAAUAUGCAGGACUGUCCUAGGGUUGAGAUUGAUCGGGUGUUUCAAACAGUCGAAAAUCACACUUAUAUAAACAAAUCUCUAGCCUCCAUUCUGCUGGUCUCCAGAUGCCAAACACUAGACUGAUGUUUAUGACACGGAGAAAUAGAAUCUGUACCCUAUUAGGAAGAAAAAUCUACUGACCAACUUCUUUCUAAAUGCAGAAUAUCUAUAAAAGGGUUGAGCUCACUUAUUUGACUGUUCUGAAACCACUUGAGGGGAACUGCUAAGAAUGAAUCAUUUGCUGCAAAACAAUUUCCAAGAGUCCACAAUGCAUGAAUCUUGAAUCAACUGAAUGAUUCAUGCAUGAAGCAAGUUGACACAAAGAUGCACACUGGGAGGGUGGAUGGAAGGGGGAAGUAGUAUUGAGGUCAAAGUAGCACACACCGAGUUACAUAUUCAUGAGAUAUUCUUUGGCAUACCCACCAAGGAUUACGUUUUAAGUGACAUAUGUGUCUUGUUUUUGCUUCGUUUAAGCACUUACCUUUUUCCAAUUGUUUAUAGGUCUCGAUUUUAUUAUUUUGCCUUAUACAUGUCAAAUAAUUUCAGACAAAAUCUACAAAC
This is a messenger RNA of Syngnathoides biaculeatus (alligator pipefish), 4629 nucleotides long. It is a transcript of the gene vash1, whose product is annotated as vasohibin 1. Gene Ontology annotation, cellular component: cytoplasm. The coding region runs from base 1951 to 3030 and encodes 359 amino acids. The transcript is spliced from 7 exons. NCBI's taxonomy places the organism in Eukaryota, Metazoa, Chordata, Actinopteri, Syngnathiformes, Syngnathidae. The record is from RefSeq and is a predicted model, not a curated record. Gene Ontology annotation, biological process: regulation of angiogenesis.